Messenger RNA from Chlamydomonas reinhardtii, 6636 nucleotides. RefSeq lists its product as uncharacterized. The coding region runs from base 193 to 6198 and encodes 2001 amino acids. Lineage: Eukaryota; Viridiplantae; Chlorophyta; Chlorophyceae; Chlamydomonadales; Chlamydomonadaceae. The record is from RefSeq and is a predicted model, not a curated record. The transcript has 7 exons.
ACUACCUUUGUCUUCAUCAAGUUGUCAAAGCAACCGCUUGGCUUUCCGCGAAUCCUCGCUUGUCAAACGAUUGCUGCAAAGAAUUCUACACAAGGCGAACCGGCUCACCAGAAUCAAUAACCAGAGAUGGCAGCAGAUCGCGAUGGCAGUUAAACCUUAACGCUUGUAUUUCGCGCGCAUUUUAGUCCCGCCAUGCCCGCACCUUUCGCUGCUCUCGCUGCCCUUUCUGGGCGACGGCGGCUUCUCAAUCUCAUAGAGACUGUACCGGAGCAACCCGAGGAGGACAAGGAGCAGCAACCCAAGGAGGAGACAAAUUGGAAGUCGAUCGCACAACAAGGCGCGCAGCCAGAAGCCCUCUCCGAGCCAGCGCCCUGCGCGCUGGGACCAUCACAGCUGCGUGCAGUAACCACGCUUCGCCGCCACCACCCAACUGCACUCGCGCCCGUGCUAGACGCUGCAAGCCGUGCGAAACACACCUCAGCUCUCGUGCGCGCCGCUGAGGCCUCCGCAGGCUCCGCCGCUGCCUCCUCUUCCAGCGGAGGGGGCGCUGGGCCGGCGCCAUCAGGGUCGGGCGCUGCUUCUCAGCCAGUGGCAGGCCUUAGCAGCCGCCCCCCAGCCGUCGCACAGCGGCUGCCAUGGGCGCACCUGCGCGCCCGCGAGCAGGAGGAGGCGGCGUCCACAGCGAAGCUGGUGGAGCCUACCCACGCUAAGGACUACAUCACCGACAUACUGAAGCAUUUUCCGGACAUCCUCAACGACGGCACGUAUCAGGGCACCACCACCGCCGCCAGCACCCCCAGCGCCCUGGCAGGCUACCCUCUCCCGCACAUGCCCACGCUCCGCCCCGCCGGCGCCAUCCCCACCUCGGGUUCCGAGUUCGGCAAGGCUGCGGCCGCCAUGGCGGCGCAAGCCGCUUCAAGCCAGCAGCAGCUUCUGGCAGCGGCCGCGGCCCGCAGCGGCGGCGGCAACGCCAUGUCUCACCCGGGGCUGCUCAGGUGGCGGGGUGGGGAGGCUGGGCUUGGGCUGGGUGAGGCGGACUUUCCUGGAUUCAGCACCGCCGAGCACGGCAAGAGCCGCCCUGGGGACAAGCACAGGAUCUGGGGCAGCGGCCGUGACCUGUUCGCAGUGGCUAGCGACGCGGACUCGGACGACUCGGACAAAACUGUGGACUACGGGCAGCGGAAGCAGUGGGAGCGUCUCGAGGCUGGGCCGGAUGCGGAUCCAUUUGAAGCGGGCCUGGGUUUGAAUCUGGAUACAAAAUGGGAUCCGGAUUUUGAUAUAGAGCAGGGGCAGGGGCUGGGCCGGGUGCCUGGGGGUCGUCCGGGCACUGGCGCUGUGCCCAGCUGGCGGACCUACGGCGCCGCCCCCAUCGGCGGCGACGAGCGGCAGCAGCCAUGGGCGGCGGCAGCGGUUGAGCGGCUGGAGCGGCGGGCGCAGGAGGGACUGAGCGGGCCGGUGGCGGCCCUGGUGCCACAUGCGCAGCGCGUACGGCGUCGGCUGCUUGGCGGCACCAUCGAUGCCGGCGGCGAGCCUGCGGGGACAGCGGCAGGGGCGGCAGCAGCGGCGGGGGCAGCAGCAGCGGAGGCGGGUGGGUUGGAGAUUGAGGACGAUCCCUACGGACAGCAGGCGGCGGUGCACCUUGCCCAGGCCCGGGCGGACAUGGCGGCUAGGGAAGCGCUGGCGGGUUGCAGCGCGCGGGCGUCACAACAGCAGGCGUACGUGCAGGGCCGAGCGGCGGCUCUGCGGGAUGCACAGGCGAGCCGCGCGGCGGCGGACGCCCGCCGUGCAACGGACGCGAUGAAGGGGCGCUGCGGCCUGUCCGCGGCCGCUUACUUUGAUUAUAUCUGUAUCAGCAGCAACGCAGCGCUCGCCAGUGGUCAUAACAGUUCACUUUUUGGACAACUCGGGAUGAACCUGACAUCUCACGCGGCCGGGCUGCUGAUGACAGCUAAGGCUGGGCUGAACAGCCUUUGCGAGGGCGUUGUGAGCUCGGCUGACCCAGAUGACGCCCGCCGGAAUCCAAAGCAGCGGGCGGCUACAUGGUGGUUGGAGCAGCACUUGCAGCACUUGAAGCUGUGGUUGGACCUCCUGGCCUUCGCAAAGUCGGACGCCGAGGCAGAGGCCACUGCUGGAUGGGCGGCCCCAGGCGAUACCGGCGAGGCAGCGGCAGUGCAAGAGGUGCUAGCAGCCGCAACUCUGGGCCUGGAGUUUCUAGUUGACAGUCAAGCGGCGGUCGCGCAAGAAGGCAGCUACUGGCAGGCCGGCUGCUUGCCUGUAGAUGCGGGCCUGGGCGGUGACGGCGGAGAGGACGGCUUCGGAGGCUAUGGCGGCGGCGGCGGCAAGAGUGGCAGCGGGCAGGGUCUCGGCGCGCGGGGCGUGCUGGGUGUGCCGCACCCGCUGGCGUGCGCAUUCCUGCCGUUGUUGCUGCUAGCGAUGCAGGAGGCAGCUAACGAGGACUUUCAACCCGAGGCGAGGACGCUGCUUUUUGGCGGCCUAUCUCCCGUGCCCCUCUACUACCUGCUCGCGUACGGCCCUACAUCGGCGGCGGCGCUGUCCGUACCGCCGCCCAGCUCCGUCGGAGACGCCGCCAUGGCGGCGCCGCUGCAGGUGCCGCGGCGGUACACGGAGCCGCACCUGGCGUUCUUGGCUGCCGUACUGCGGGAGCCGCAGCACGUGCGGCCGUACGCUCUGGCGCUGACCCGGCUGCGGAUUGUCGUACAGCGGCGUGGCAACCCGGCGCCACUGGCUGAGGAGGCGCUGUGCCUGUUCCUGGGCGCAGACGCAGCUGGCAGUAGCGGCAGCAAUGGCAGCAGCGGCAACGGUGACUACGGCUGUAUCAAUAGCGCCGGGGACGCGCGGCCUUGCCGCCCUACCCGGCGCGUGCUCGAUCUGGGGGCCGGGCAGCCCAAACCCAAGCCACUGCUGGGCUCGGGGCAUCGGGACCAGCUGCCAGACCUGCCGCUUGCGGCCGGCGUUCCCACGCCCGCGCUGCUCCCCGACCAGCCCGGUGCGCCCUCGAUGAGUGUGGUGCUCCCCAUGCGUGCGCACCAGCCGCGCAUGCUGCUGGACUGCGUGUGGGGCGCGCGUGUCAGCCGCCUGCCCACCGGCGGGCCGCGAGAAGCUCUGCCGGCCAUCCGCCGCAUACUGUACGGCCCGGAGCCUUCAGCCGACGCCGUGUCCAGCGUGGCUCCCAGCGCCACGCUGCCGGGCCCCAGCUGGGUCGAGCCAAUGCAGCAGUUGAAUCUGCUGGAUCUGGAUCCACAGCCGUCGCCGUCGACCCGCGAGUCCGCCAGCAUGUGUGCGGCGCUGCAGCUGGCGGUGCAGGUGCACCAGGGCUUCAGCUCCGGUGAAAUGGCGUGGCCCAAGCGCGACCGCAGCGGCGAAGAGCUCGAUGAGCUGCUGGGCUCGACUCGGGCGCCGCGGGAGGCGAGGGCGGAGGCGGCGAUCAGGCUCACGGAGGCAGUAGUGCGGAGGGUGGUGGGCGCGCCGCGUGCGGAGGCGGUGGCGGCUACUUACAGCGGCUGGGUGGCGUCGGGCGCGUCACCGGAGCAGCGGCUCGCGUGCGAGCGCGUAUUGGCGCGGUCCCUACUGCCUCCGGCGGCGCCGGCCGCCACCGCAGCCGCUGUGGCCACUCCUGCCCUGCCGGGCGGCGGCGGCGGCAGCGGCAGCGGCGGCGGCGCCGGUGCAAACCACCUGGCGGGGUUCAACGGCGUGUUGGGCCAGCUGCGCCCGUCGCUGCUCGGUGCGCUGCCGGGGAGCUGGGGCUCGCUGGCGAAGCAGGCGGCGCUCAUGGCGGCCGGCCCGCCUCCCUCGCUGCAAAGCAUGCUCGGCGCGUUGAUGGAUCUGGCAGGCGCGGCGGGAGGUGGCUUGGAUACCGACAAGCUGGUGGAGCUCCUUGCCGGGGGCAUGGACAAGAAGGGGCAGUAUGAGCAGCUGAACGAGGUGGCUGGUCUGGCGCUGCUGGGUCUGGUGGCGCUCAUGCCGCUGGUGUCUGGUCUGCCGGACAGCUGCCUGAAGCUGACGGCUGUGGUGGCGUCGGGCGCGGAGGUGAAGCUGCGCGGCGCUACCGCCCUGCACGCCUUCAUCACAGGCACGGGCUACGGCGUGUCGGACUGGCUGCACCGCAUUGACGGCCUGCCGGCCCUCGCCCACGCCGCCCUCACCGCCUUCUCGCUCUUCGCCUUCGUGCCUUCGCCGCUGCUGCUGCCUCCCGAGCCCGAAAUCAUGGGCCCCUUCUGCAGCCCCGGUUGCCAGAACCCGGUGGCUCCGCCCAUGCCGGCUUCGGCACCGGUAGCAGGGCCGCUGCAGCCGCCGGCCUCCAGUAACCCUGCGGUCCAAGAGCGGCUGGCGGCGGCGGCGGAGCAGCUGUACGCCAUGUGGUGCACGGCGCCAGAGGUGGCGGUGGCGCUGGCGGAGUGCGGCCGUCUCGCACAGGAGGAGAGAGUGACGGCUGCAGAGAGCGGCGACGCGGCUGCGGGCGGCGGCGUUGCGAUCAACAGCAGCGUCACCGUCGGCGGCGGCGGUGGCAGUGCAGGCCGCAGCAUCACAGUAGCGCGUCAGGCGGUGGCUUUUGCGGCAAUCCGCUGGCUGACACGCGGGCAGAACAUAUUGUAUGACGACCACAACGACGAUGAAGAGUAUGACAUGGAUGACUUCGAGAGUGACUCGGACGACGACGACGAUGAUGACGACGUCUUCUCAGCGGCUCGCGCCGUCGGAGCGGCUGGAGCAGAGGCGUGGAAGGAGGCGGCGCAGCAGGGGCAGGCCAACGCAUUGAUGGAGCGCAUGUGGGGUGUUGGCGGCGCCGGAGGCGGUGGUGCAGAUGACGGCACCACCAGCGGCGCCAGCAUCAGCUGGCUGCAGCACCCCUUGAUCCCGCCGCCACCGCCACUGCCGCCGCCGCUGCCGCCGCCGCCGCCGCGUCCUAUGAGCCGGCAGCUCCAGCCUCAGCCCGGCCUGAGGCGGGGGCUGUGGACGGCCUCCACCUCCGUGCCGGACCUGGUCGACCAAGUGCUGCUGCCCAUCGUGGCCCUGAGCCCCUUCGCCACCGAUUGCUACAGGCUGGUAUUGACGGCCAAAAACGCCGCCAAGGACGCAAUCAGAGCGGCCAGGGUGGAGCCUGACGAUAAGGCGAAGGCGCUCGCAGCCAGGGCGGCGGAGCAAGCACUGGCGGCGGCGGAGAAGGCGGCGGCGGCGGAGGCAUUGGCGACAAUGCCGGCGGCGCUGCCGGAGGUGACGGUGGCGGGCGCCGCACAGGUGGCGGCGAUGCUGCUGUUCCUUGGGGAAACGAUUUGCAGACCCUACGGCUUCACCUUCUACCUGGAGCCAGCUGACAGCAGUAGCAGCAGUGCCGCCGGCAACGCCGCCGGAAGCAGCAGCGGCGCGCUGCGGUUCUGGGGCUUUAAAACGCGGCGUGUGCCUGUUCAGAUUAAGAAGGACACCUGGAUGCCUGGCACGCUGUUGUGGGACCGGAUCAAGGCCCAUGAGAUUCUCAUUCGCUCCGAGGCCAUGAAGCCCGCCGACUUCCUACGCUCUGUACGGCAACAGCUGGUCAAGAAGCAGCAGGGCGCGGUGCGGGUGAUCGCCUACGGCAUGACCGGCAUUGCACACGCCAUGCAGCUUUGUGCCAAGGUACGUGCCGACGUGCAGAAGGAGGGCAAGCUCGACGUCCUCGUCGCCAUCGUACAGUACAACGUCGAGGGAGAUGCGCAGCAGCGGCCAGAAAAAGGACCGGCCGGAGGCAACAGCAACAGCUCCGACGGCCAGGCCAGCGUCGACGCUGGCAACCGCUGCAUAACAGCGGCGGCGGAGCUGAUCAGAGCUGCGCACGCCAGCCAUAAUGCUUUUGGUUCACUGACUCAGGUGGCGGAGGGCCGCGAAGGAAUGUGGUCGCACGCACGCGCGUGGGAUGCCGUGGGUGGCUCGAUGCUGAACAACGCCAAGGAACAGCGCACAAAAACAGAGGCGCGGCUGCAGGAGUUCAUCAGCGCGAUUGGCAGCGACACAGGCGCACUGGAGCGCUUUUCCAUGGAGCUGCUGCUUCUGGAGGCCCCGCUAGGGGCGGGGCCGGGGGCGGGGGCGGGGUCGAAGGCGAAGUCAGCUGCGUCAGCGGCACCGGCGCUCCCGCGGUGGGAGGUGCUGCAGACACCGUCUAGCUCGUUGCAAAAGAAGGGGGACAAGAAGAAGAAGCCGCGAUGAACGUCACGAUAGCCACACGCGGUCGCUGCAUUCGCCUUUUUAGCGCUUUCCGCACUCAGGGGCGACUUGGCUGGGGCCCUGUGCAGUAUGAUCCAGGCGGAUGCUCAAACAACAACCAGGCCACAACGCGGAGCAGGAUGUCCAACCCGACGAGAUAGUACUGUACGUGAGGGAGCCGGAAAUGUUGGCAAUUGAAUGUCCGAGCUGGUAAUCUUGAGAAUGCGCGGGUUGGCAAGUGGCGGGAUGAGCGUGUGUGUGUAUGUGUGUGUGCUUGUGCCGGGCAAGCGGUGUGCGUACGGGCGCUUGUGCGCGGGUACUGUACUGGGGCUGGCAGCUGUUGGGGCUGGUAGCUGCCGAACCGUGUGGGUCAUGGGUUUCAGUCUUGCACUAGCAGGGAGUGGUCAGGGCUGUGGCUGCGGCCUGAUGCUGGUUCCAUAG